This is a messenger RNA of Onthophagus taurus, 940 nucleotides long. Its product is annotated as single-strand selective monofunctional uracil DNA glycosylase-like. Gene Ontology annotation, molecular function: oxidized pyrimidine nucleobase lesion DNA N-glycosylase activity; single-strand selective uracil DNA N-glycosylase activity. Gene Ontology annotation, biological process: base-excision repair. NCBI's taxonomy places the organism in Eukaryota, Metazoa, Arthropoda, Insecta, Coleoptera, Scarabaeidae. The record is from RefSeq and is a predicted model, not a curated record.
UAUCUUAUAUAGUUAUCCAUAAGUUACCCAUAAACAUUAAACUUUUAAGGUCUUAAUCGCUCCUUAAAAAUGUUAAGAAAGAAAUUAAAACUAUCUCCGGUAAAAGAACCAGAUAAAUCAACCACAAACGAAGAUAAAAAUCCACAUUUAAUUGAAGCUAAUGAAGAGGACAUUCCAACAAUUUUUUUAAACUAUGAACAACAAUUAUCCCUGGAAUUAAACAACCUAACAUUUAGUUUUCCUGUACACUACAUUUACAACCCAUUAGAAUAUGCAUGGGAACCACAUUCAACUUUUGUAAAAACUUAUUGUAAAGGUACCAAGGAUGUAUUAUUUUUAGGGCUUAAUCCAGGUCCGUGGGGUAUGUGCCAAACUGGUAUUCCUUUUGGUGAAGUUAAUAUAUCAAAGGAAUGGUUAAAAAUGAAUGGGGAAGUGGAAAAACCUAAAGAUGAGUGUCCCAAGAAACAAAUUAAAGGAUUUGAAUGCCAUCGAAGUGAGGAAAGUGGAAAAAGAUUUUACGGAUUUUUUAAGAACUUAUGUAGAACUCCAGAAGCCUUUUUUAAAAAUGCUUUUGUAUACAAUUUGUGUCCCUUGGCUUUUAUGAAAAAAGAAAGCGCUAAUAUUACACCACACGAACUAAAAGGACAAAUAAAAAAAGAUAUUGAGAAUAUUUGUGGCAAAACUUUAGUGGACAUCUUAAAAUUACUAGAUAUUAAGAUUAUUGUUGCUUUGGGAAGAUACACUGAAAAACAAGCCAUUGAGAUAACUCAGGGGUUCCAAUUAGGACAUAUUAAAGUUAUUUAUAUGCCACAUCCAAGCCCAAGGGUUGUUGGGAAUAAUAAUUGGGCAGAAAAGGCUCAAAAUGUUUUGGAUACAAAUGAUUUGUUGCAAUAUUUUAAUAAUAAUAAUUAAGUUUUUAUAUAUAAAACUUUUAAAUUAA